GACGACUCGGAAGUGUUGUUAAUGUCUGUAACACGUAUCGAUAGCGAGUGGGCUUUACAAUUCAGUCUGCAUCUGAAGGGAUUGUUGUUGCAGCACAUUGGAGGGUUAUUGAGUUUGGGCCCCUCAACAUGUCCACCGGUUACCAGGAGGAGGAGGAGGAGUAUGAAGACGAGCUGUACCGGGAAGACGAAGGCUCCUGGUCUUCGGGGGCUGAAAGUGAGGCAGAAGUUUGGCUCUAUAGCCAGCUGCACUACUCCACCGGCCUGGGACAGAGGGAGGAAGAGGAUGACGGUGAGGAAGGGCAGCGGCGGGGGGAGACGGGAGACGAGGAAGGGGCCUGCCCUGCAGCGGGCCGGGAUCCCAACACACAGCGGAGCCCGGGACAGCAGUGGAGCUCUGACAGGGACUCGGACCCGGACCCGGACCCGGAUUCUGACGGAGUGGAGAGCUGGAUGAUCCUGGAUGGGGAGGAGCAAGAAGGAGACUGCAACAUCCUGCUCAAUGUGGAAGUUUGGGGUAGCAGCAGCAGCAGCAGCAGCAACAGUUCUGCAGAAGAUGGAAACAAUGCUCACGACUGGACAGUUUCUGAGAAGGACAUGGAGGCUCAGAUUGGCAGCCGAUGCCCCUCCCUGCAACGUGCAUACCGCUACUACAACGCCACCAAGAGCGUCGCAUGCCAGAACUGCAGGAAGACUGGCCAUUUCUCCAGGGACUGCCCUGUUCCAAAGAAGCGUCCGUCCUGCUUGCUGUGUGGGGACGAGGGGCACCUCCAGCACGCCUGCUCCCACAGAUACUGCCCCAACUGCUGCCUGCCCGGCCACGGGUUCGAGGACUGCCUGGAGCUGGCCUACUGGCACAAGCGCUGCCACCGCUGCGGCGUGACCGGCCACUUCCACGACGCCUGCCCAGAUAUCUGGAGACAGUAUCACCUCACUACCCAGACAGGAACUCUGGUGAAGCCCGACCGCAUGGAUGCCCACAGGAACUCAGCAUACUGCUACAACUGUGCCAGAAGAGGACAUUUUGGCUUUGCGUGCAGCCAGAGAAGGAUGUCCAGCGGAAUCUACCCCAACGUCCCGUACGUCUCCCGCUACGACUCGACACAAGAUGUCUGCCAGAGGGACAGCCGGGUGCAGAAGAAAGCGAAAGAGUUGCUGGACGCUGGCCUCCUGGUACUCCCCCCUGAUCCACAAGGGGGCGACAGAGAAGAAUCGCCAACUGGGAAGAGGAAAAAGCACAAAGGAGGAGGGGGAAAGGAGGCUAAAGGGGCGACUCCCGGUGCCAGGAAGGGGGAGAGGCAGCCCGGCAGAGGGAAGACGUGGCCGGAGAAAAGGAAGGAGCGCCGACAGAUCAAGAAGCUUCGGAGAGAAGCGAUGGCCCAGCGAACGGGAGCGACUGGGCCAGCUCUGCUGGAGGAGGAGGAGGAGGAGGAGGAGCGACUCUUCCUCAGAGGCCCUGAAAGAAUACCAUCAGGGACAGCCACACCCCCUGUCAAAGGCAAGGCCAGCCCUGGUCUGUUUGGCUCAGGGAAACGUGGCGAUUGGAAGAACAGGAAGUGUAGAGACAGGAAGUGCAGGGACAGGAAGUGCAGAGAAAGGAAAAGCGCCAAGGGCAGGAAGCAAGGGGCCCUGAAGCAUGAGGAUGUCUACCCGUCAGAUGAGAACUUUCUUUCUGUCAAGCGCAAAGCACGUCAUCGCAAACGGUAGUCGUUGGUUACAAGUGUGUGAACGUGUCCGUGUGCACGCUCAAUAAUAGGCAGCUAUGAGCAGUUUUGGGGCUAUUCAUUUUUAGCUAUUUUAUAAAUGUUGUUUAUACAUGCCUUUUUUUUCCUGCUCUUCAGUCCUUGACCCAGUUACAGCGCCCUCUACAGUGCUGAAUACCACAUGGCUCCUGCCUUCUUGACUGCAGUGCUUCAUCUGUGCUAUUUCAUGAGGAUUUCACAAAACAUAAUGAUGAGACUCAGCUAUUACCAAUUUAUACAUAACUUAUAUAUUUAUAUACAAUAUGUUUUGUAACUCAAUUAUGUAGAACAGUUGGAGUUCUUACAAUACAAUAAACUAAAAGUCCAUA
Messenger RNA from Anguilla anguilla (European eel), 2070 nucleotides. RefSeq names its product zinc finger CCHC domain-containing protein 7-like. NCBI's taxonomy places the organism in Eukaryota, Metazoa, Chordata, Actinopteri, Anguilliformes, Anguillidae. The transcript is spliced from 9 exons. Bases 129 to 1706 code for a protein of 525 amino acids. Gene Ontology annotation, molecular function: nucleic acid binding; zinc ion binding. The record is from RefSeq and is a predicted model, not a curated record.